GGCGCUGUCCUGGGACACCAACUCCCGGAUGGAAGAGAGGUGCCGGUGGCAUACUUCUCCCAGACGCUUGCUGCAGCCGAACGAAACUACUCACAGAUUGACAAGGAGGGUCUGGCAAUCGUGAAGGGCGUAAAAAAAUUCCAUGAUUUCUUGUACGGGCGGCCCUUUACCAUAGUGACUGACCACAAGCCGUUGCUUGGCCUGUUUGCCCCCGAGAAGCAGACCCCCCAAGUGUUGUCUCCACGUGUCCUCAGGUGGUCAAUUUUCCUUGCCGGCUACCAGUAUGCACUAAUCCACCGCCCUGGGAAGGCGAUGGGCCACGCAGACGCCCUCAGCAGGCUACCACUACCAGAAACAGGCCCCGACCCAGCGCCUGCGCAAGAGGUUAUGACCCUGGAGCUGCUUCCCGACCGACCCAUUCAGGCACAAGAAGUUGCGCACCAUUCCACAAAAGAUAGGGUCAUCUCCCGGGUCCUGGACUGGGUGUGGCGAGGAUGGCCCAGCAGCAGCCCCGGGCCAGAAUUCGCUGGCUACACAAACCGCAAACAUGAACUGUCGGCCCACAAGGGGUGCCUGUUAUGGGGAAGCAGGGUUGUUGUUCCCCAGCCCCUCCGCAAAAGGGUCCUCACAGCCCUACACGAGACACACCCAGGGGUAGUGAGGAUGAAGGCCCUUGCCAGGAGUUAUGUGUGGUGGCCGGGGAUUGACAGAGAGAUAGAGGCCUGGGUCCAACACUGCCAGACCUGCCAAGAAUCCCGCCCGGAUCCCCCAAGGGCCCCAGUCCAGCCCUGGGAGUCCGCCCGACAACCAUGGUCACGCUUGCACGUGGACUUCGCUGGCCCCUUCCAGGGAAAAACAUUCUUCAUAGUGGUGGAUUCCUACACCAAAUGGCUGGAGGUCGCACUGGUACCGUCCACUUCUACGGCGGCAGCCAUCCGGGUACUACGUAAGCUGUUUGCAACCCACGGGCUCCCUGACACCCUCGUCUCGGACAAUGGAACCGCAUUCACGUCAGAGGAGUUCCAGACCUUCACAGCGCAGAACGCCAUCCGCCACAUCCGCUCAGCACCAUUCCACCCUGCCACCAAUGGCCAAGCGGAGCGCAUGGUGCGGACCACCAAGGACAGCCUCCGCCGCAUGACACAAGGGAACUGGGAAUACCGCCUUGCCGCAUUUCUUCUAGCACAGCACAGCACCCCAAGCACAACGACGGGCCGGAGCCCAGCUGAACUACUAAUGGGCCGGCGCCUUGCAACUAGACUGGACCGACUUCACCCCGACAGAGCUCAGGAUGAGGUAGUGGUGGGGAAAGGCAGGAACUCCCGGACAUUUGUGGCCCAGGACCCAGUGUAUGCAAAGAAUUUUGGGGCAGGCCCAGCAUGGGUACCCGCCACAGUCACCAAGGUGACCGGUCCCGUGUCGUACGAGGUACUAACGGAAGGGGGGCAAUGUUGGCGCCGCCACUGCGACCAGCUACGGCGACGAUUCCCAGGAGGAACCCGGGAGGAGAGCGGGACAGAGGGGUCCCAAGGGGACAGCAGGGCAGUGAGGCCUGUAGAGCGAGAGGGGUGGGCAGGGGAAGCAGAAGCAGUAGGCACAGAGGGGCGCCCCGAGGCUGGAAGGACACCGGAACCAGAGCCACAACCUAGUGGUUCAGUGGCGCCAGACCAGACAGCCCCGGCACAGCCAGCAGCCUCGGAACACGAGCCAGAACCAGAACCCCUGACCAAGGAACACCCCAGGCCACAACGCACACGGAGGCGGCCAGCAGACCUUGGGGACUACGAAUGCAACUUCCCGGGCAGGACUGGAACUUAGAGGGGAGGGGUGUUAUGUACUGAGCUGAAUCCUAGAACAAUAGGAUUCAGAAUCAGCGGGAGCUACCCAAUCCAACUCCAGGUGGAAGUGAAUCCGCAACCUGAUUGGCCUGCUGGAGCAGCCAAUCAGGCGGCUGGCAGAAGUGAAUCUGCUACCUGAUUGGCCUGUAGGAGCAGCCAAUCAGGCUGCAGGCAGAAGUCAAUCCACAAUAUAAUUGGCCCACAGGUGUAGCCCUGAAGUAGCCAAUCACGCAAGGCCCAUUGUGUAAAUAAUGUAUAUAAGCAGAUGGUUUUGGGAAAAGAGCCAUUCGUCUUC
This is a messenger RNA of Zootoca vivipara (common lizard), 2133 nucleotides long. The record is from RefSeq and is a predicted model, not a curated record. NCBI's taxonomy places the organism in Eukaryota, Metazoa, Chordata, Lepidosauria, Squamata, Lacertidae.